Rangifer tarandus platyrhynchus (Svalbard reindeer) is the source of this 2523-nucleotide messenger RNA. Lineage: Eukaryota; Metazoa; Chordata; Mammalia; Artiodactyla; Cervidae. The record is from the annotation of a GenBank genome assembly.
AUGUCGGUGGUGGGCAUAGACCUGGGGUUCCAGAGCUGCUACGUCGCUGUAGCCCGCGCCGGCGGCAUCGAAACGAUCGCUAAUGAGUACAGCGACCGCUGCACGCCGGCUUGCAUUUCUUUUGGACCUAAGAAUCGCUCAAUUGGAGCAGCAGCUAAAAGCCAGGUAAUUUCCAAUGCAAAGAACACAGUCCAAGGAUUUAAAAGAUUCCAUGGCCGAGCAUUCUCUGAUCCAUUUGUGGAGGCAGAAAAAUCCAAACUUGCAUAUGACAUUGUGCAGUUGCCCACUGGGUUAACAGGUAUAAAGGUGAAAUAUAUGGAAGAGGAACGUAGUUUUACCACGGAGCAGGUGACUGCCAUGCUUUUAUCCAAACUGAAGGAGACAGCAGAAAGUGUUCUUAAGAAGCCUGUUGUGGACUGUGUUGUUUCGGUUCCUUGUUUCUAUACUGAUGCAGAAAGACGAUCAGUGAUGGAUGCAACACAGAUUGCUGGUCUCAAUUGUCUGCGAUUAAUGAAUGAAACUACUGCAGUUGCUCUUGCAUAUGGAAUCUAUAAACAGGAUCUUCCUGCCUUAGAAGAGAAACCAAGAAAUGUAGUUUUUGUAGACAUGGGGCAUUCUUCUUAUCAAGUUUCUGUAUGUGCGUUUAACAGAGGAAAACUUAAAGUUCUGGCCACUGCAUUUGACACAACACUGGGAGGCAGAAAAUUUGAUGAGGUGCUAGUAAAUCACUUCUGUGAAGAAUUUGGAAAGAAAUACAAGCUAGACAUAAAGUCCAAAAUCCGUGCAUUAUUACGACUGUCUCAGGAGUGUGAGAAACUCAAGAAAUUGAUGAGUGCAAAUGCUUCAUACCUUCCUUUGAGCAUCGAAUGUUUUAUGAAUGAUGUUGAUGUUUCUGGAACUAUGAAUAGAGGCAAAUUUCUGGAGAUGUGUGAUGAUCUCUUAGCUAGAGUGGAGCCACCGCUUCGUAGUAUUUUGGAACAGGCCAAGUUAAAGAAAGAAGAUAUUUAUGCAGUGGAGAUAGUUGGUGGUGCAACACGAAUCCCUGCAGUGAAAGAGAAGAUCAGCAAAUUUUUUGGUAAAGAAAUUAGUACAACACUAAAUGCCGAUGAAGCUGUUACGCGAGGCUGUGCCUUGCAGUGUGCAAUCUUAUCGCCUGCUUUCAAAGUCAGAGAAUUUUCUAUCACUGAUGUAGUGCCAUAUCCAAUAUCUCUGAGAUGGAAUUCUCCAGCUGAAGAAGGGUCAAGUGACUGUGAAGUCUUUUCAAAAAAUCAUGCUGCUCCUUUCUCUAAAGUACUCACAUUUUAUAGAAAGGAACCUUUCACUCUUGAGGCUUAUUAUAGCUCUCCUCAAGAUUUGCCUUAUCCAGAUCCUGCUAUAGCUCAGUUUUCAGUUCAGAAAGUCACUCCUCAGUCUGAUGGCUCCAGUUCAAAAGUGAAGGUCAAGGUUCGGGUAAAUGUCCACGGCAUCUUCAGUGUGUCCAGCGCGUCUCUCGUGGAAGUGCACAAGUUUGAGGAGAAUGAGGAGCCGAUGGAAACAGACCAGAAUGCAAAGGAGGAAGAGAAGAUGCAAGUGGACCAGGAGGAGCCACAUGUUGAAGAGCAGCAGCAGCAGACCCCAGCGGAAAAUAAGGCGGAGUCUGAAGAAAUGGAGACCUCUCAAGCUGGAUCAAAAGACAAAAAGAUGGACCAACCACCUCAAGCCAAGAAAGCAAAAGUGAAGACCAGUACUGUGGACCUGCCAAUUGAGAAUCAGCUGUUAUGGCAGAUAGACAGAGAGAUGCUCAACUUAUACAUUGAAAAUGAGGGUAAGAUGAUCAUGCAGGAUAAACUAGAGAAAGAGAGGAAUGAUGCUAAGAAUGCAGUAGAAGAAUAUGUGUACGAAAUGAGAGACAAGCUGAGUGGUGAAUAUGAGAAGUUUGUGAGUGAAGAUGACCGUAACAAUUUUACCUUGAAAUUAGAAGACACUGAAAAUUGGUUGUAUGAGGAUGGAGAAGACCAGCCAAAGCAAGUUUACGUCGAUAAAUUGGCUGAAUUAAAAAAUUUAGGUCAGCCUAUUAAGGUGCGAUUCCAGGAAUCUGAAGAAAGACCAAAAUUAUUUGAGGAACUAGGGAAACAAAUCCAACAGUAUAUGAAAGUAAUCAGCUCUUUCAAAAACAAGGAGGACCAGUAUGAUCAUUUGGAUGCUGCUGACAUGGUGAAGGUGGAAAAAAGCACGAAUGAGGCCAUGGAGUGGAUGAAUAACAAGCUGAAUCUGCAGAACAAGCAGAGUCUGACCAUGGAUCCAGUUGUCAAGGCAAAAGAGAUUGAAGCUAAAAUUAAAGAGCUGACGAGUAUCUGCAGCCCUAUUAUUUCAAAGCCCAAACCCAAAGUGGAACCUCCAAAAGAGGAGCAAAAAAAUGCAGAGCAGAAUGGACCAGUGGAUGGACAAGGAGACAACCCGGGCCCUCAGGCUGCUGAGCAGGGUACAGACACAGCUGUGCCUUCGGAUUCAGACAAGAAGCUUCCUGAAAUGGACAUUGAUUGA